CCUCCUUUGUUUGUGUGGAACGUUGAAAGGGGCUCCUCGCCUGUUCCCUCAGGUUUUGUUUUGCAUUCACUUUUGUUUCCCUUCCCCUUGUGGGCAACACCCUCUCACCUCUCGGUUAAGCGGCACUUUUGCCAACAAUUUAUUGCGUUUUUUCCGAUUCGCCCCUUCCACCAAUUGGCCUCUUCCACCGUUCCGCCGCCUUACCGCCCCGUGGCAGCCCAAAAUGGAAGCGGGGGAGGUGAAGAAAUACUCGUCCAAGUUCGACAUAAAGGGGAUUUGCAUGAGCAGCGAGAAUUGCGAAAAGGUGUGCAGGAUCUGCUUGAAGGCAAUUCGGGAAAACAAGCUGGAGAAGGACAUAGCUAGCCAAAUAAAAACCAAGUGUGAAAAUGACGAGUUGUUAAAUAAAGAGAGUUCAGAUGAGCAUACCAAAUGCCUCCGCAUGGUAGACAGUUUAAAAAAUGAGAACAUUGGGUCUUGGCAGUGCAUCGUCGGGAAGAACUUUGCCUUUUCUAUAAAUUACCAGUUUAACUGCAUGGUGCACUUCCAGCACAAAAUUACCAAGCUGGCCAUCUUGCUGUACAAGUCGGUGUGACGGGUUAGCGGGUUAGAGAGUUAGCGGUGUUCGCGGUGUUCGCGGUGUUAGCCGUGUUGGCGGUGUUUUUGUACCCCUAUGCAUACGCCCAUGCACUUGCACAUGCACAUGCAGGUGCUUUUCUCCGUUUCGCCCCGCAUGCACCAUUGCAGAGCAAAACGCGUUGGCGUUUCCGCUCAAGGGCGGAGAAAUCGCGCUCACUUUCCCCCACCCCCUGCACUCCACUUAGCAUUCGCAACUUUUACCUCCACGUUAUUCCCGCCUGGGUACACCCGGCUGAAGGCCCUCGACACUCACGCGCACGACAUGCAUACGAUU
This is a messenger RNA of Plasmodium vivax (malaria parasite P. vivax), 910 nucleotides long. RefSeq lists its product as hypothetical. The transcript has a single exon. Gene Ontology annotation, biological process: microtubule-based process. The coding region runs from base 224 to 592 and encodes 122 amino acids. The record is from RefSeq and is a predicted model, not a curated record. Lineage: Eukaryota; Apicomplexa; Aconoidasida; Haemosporida; Plasmodiidae. Gene Ontology annotation, molecular function: dynein light intermediate chain binding; dynein intermediate chain binding. Gene Ontology annotation, cellular component: dynein complex.